Messenger RNA from Enterospora canceri, 420 nucleotides. The record is from the annotation of a GenBank genome assembly. NCBI's taxonomy places the organism in Eukaryota, Fungi, Microsporidia, Enterocytozoonidae.
AUGAUCGGUGACUUGGCCUACAGAGUGAAUCCACACAAAUUGGUUGAAGAAAUAGCACUGAUGCUUGAAAAAGAGAAGAUUGAGAUGCCAGUAGACGCUGAUCUGAUUAAGACUGGUUCAGGAAGACAGUACAGUCCAAUGCAGUCCAAUUGGUUUCUGCUUCGAACUGCCUCUGUCCUCAGACAGGCAGCCAUCAAGAACGGAAUAUCCCUCAAUGGAUUGGCUUACAGGUACGGAAACAGGAAGAACAGGGGAGUGAGACCUACCAAGUUUGCUCGUGGCUCUCGCUACGUGAUUGAGAUGGCUGUAGAGAACCUGGUUAAGCUUGGAUGGAUCGAUUUCAAGCAGAAGGAUGGGAUUGUAACAGAAAAGGCAGAGGGAGUCCUUAAGAAAUGCAUAGAACAGGUACGAUCUUGUUAA